CCAGUGAAAUAUGGUCCAAUACAGUGGAGUCAUGAGGGCAGUUGUGUUAGCGCAGGAACAGAAUAUUCACGGAGCUCAGAGCGGCUGAAGGGAGACAGAGAGGUCCUCCUGGAUCUGGAUACUAGGGCUGAAGCACAAAGCACAGAGAGCUAUGGGAGCCUGCAGAAUGGGAGCUUUAUCCCCCCACGAUAUCUUGCAGCUGCAGCUGCUGAUGGAGAUAUGGAUGGCGAUGAUCCCAUUUAUAUGCAGUCUCCUACAAGAAGUAAGCAACCAGUGCCACAGUUGGGGAAUUACUUCAGAGACGGGAGAACUAAGAUUGACUUCGUGCUGGUGUGGGAGAUUCGUUCACGGAGGAAGCGGCGAGGGAAAGGGACAAAUAUGGCUACCAGUGAGGAGAGGGAAGCCGUUCCCGCUGAGGAGAGCAGCAGGUCUGAACGAAGGAAAGCACAACUGGCUCAGUGGAGAGAGAAGUUUGUUCAGAACCUGGAGAGUGUUGGCUUGGUCAUGGAAAAGGAGGAAACUGCAAAUGAAAAGAAGACCAUACACUUUCUCAAAAUUAGCGCCCCCUGGGAUGUGUUGGUGUGUUAUGCUGAGGAGCUUUGCCUUAGAGCUCCACUGCAAGCACAGCAGCAUCUAGACCUCAACACAUCUGCUCGGGUACUGAGUAAACUAUGCAUACCUAACGUAAUGACGGAGUCUGUGCCUAACAGGCCUCUGGACUAUUACACAUGUGCCUUUCGCAAGUCAAAGAUGAGCAGAUUCCUUGGCUGGGAAGAUCACGAUACAUAUUUCACAAAUACGCAGAGGCACCGUGUUGUCUAUGAGAUUCUUGCCAGGACAGCAUAUGGGAAAAGGAAGAAGGCUGAAGUCGGAGUGGACAGACUGUUAAAUGAAGGGGCGUACACAGCAGCGUUCCCGCUGCAUGAGGGGCCCUUUCAGCUUCCAAAGCACGAGGUCCGACCUGACGAGCUGAACCAGAGGCAGGUUCUCUACUACUACUGGGCCCGCUGGUGCAAAUGGUACAAGUAUCAACCACUGGACCAUAUCAGGGAGUACUUUGGAGAGAAGAUUGCACUCUACUUUGCCUGGCUGGGUUUCUACACAGCCUGGCUGCUGCCGGCAGCAGUGGUCGGGACUCUGGUCUUUGUGUCUGGAGUGAUGUCCAUGGGUACCAACACACCAGCGGAGGAAAUCUGUAACAGUGGAGCUAGCUAUACCAUGUGUCCACUCUGCAAAACAUGUAAGGCCUGGAACAUGUCUGAGAUCUGCACCUUGACGAAGCUGGGAUACUUAUUUGACCAUCCAGGUACAGUGUUUUUCAGUGUGUUCAUGUCAUUCUGGGCUGUAACCUUUCUGGAGUACUGGAAGAGAAAAAUGGCCACUCUGGCACAUCACUGGGACUGUAUGGACUUCCAUGAAGAGGAGGAGCGUCCUCGGCCGGAGUUUGCAGCCAUGGCCCCUACUAUGGAGCAAAAUCCAGUGACUGGGGUCAAAGAGCCAUACUUUCCUGAAAAAACCAGGCUGUCUCGCAUGUUCACUGGCUCCAUGGUUAUCAUAAUGAUGCUGUGUGUGGUGAUGAUCUUCCUGGUGACGGUGGUCGUGUGCCGUGGUAUCAUCAGUGUGGUGAUAUUUCAUUCUGGGAGCCCUGUGCUGCGGACAGAGGCAGGGACCAUAGCCAACAUCUCCAGCAGUAUUGUAAACCUGGGGCUCAUACUGCUGAUGGGCCAGGUCUACACUGCAUUAGCUGAGCAGCUCACUAAAUGGGAGAUGCACAGAACACAAACCCAGUAUGACAACGCUUUCAUCUUCAAGGUGUUCAUCUUCCAGUUUGUCAACUUCUACUCGUCUCCCUUUUAUGUGGCUUUCUUUAAAGGAAGGUUUGUGGGUUACCCUACCAACUACGGGACCUUGUUCGGGAUGAGAAAUGAAGACUGUGGUGCCGGGGGUUGCCUCAUUGAAUUGGCUCAACAACUUUUCAUCAUAAUGGUGGGAAAACAGCUCAUCAACAACGUUCAGGAGUUCAUCUUACCUAAAGUGAAGGCCUGGCGCCAGAAGAGAACUCUGGCAAAAGUGCUGGGUGGCAAGGCAUCCCAUGAGCCUCGGCGCUGGGAAGAGGAUUACCAGCUGGUUGAGUGUGAGGGCCUGUUCGAAGAGUACCUGGAGAUGGUGCUCCAGUUUGGGUUCAUUACUAUCUUUGUGGCGGCGUUCCCCCUCGCUCCGCUCUUCGCCCUCCUUAACAACUGGGUGGAGAUUCGUUUGGAUGCACACAAGUUUGUGUGCGAGUACCGCCGGCCGGUGGCUGAACGUGCACAAAACAUCGGAGUGUGGUUUAACAUACUGGAAGCUUUGUCACACCUGUCUGUCAUUGCCAAUGCUUUCCUAAUAGCGUUCACUUCAGAUUUUUUACCUCGCCUGCUGUAUCAGUACAAAUUUGACAAUGAUCUCAACGGAUACGUCAACUUCACCCUGGCUUACGCCCCACUCAACUACACAGAGUACCCUAUGUGCAGAUACAAAGCAUUCAGAGACAACAAUGGAAACUACACACUGUUUUACUGGGAGCUCCUGGCAGUCAGACUUGGCUUUAUUAUUGCAUUUGAGCACGUGGUGUUCUUCGUGCUGCGAGCCAUUGACUGGAUUGUACCCGAUGUUCCCGAGUCCCUGGAGCUGAAGAUGAAGAGGGAGCGCUACCUGGCUAAGCAAGCUCUGGCUGAAAACCAGGAGGCCCUGUUGGUGAGUCGAGCCCGAGCGGCCGCCGCUGCCACUCCAGGCACCUCCAGCCCAGGAAGUGACACGUCCCUUGGAAACAUGAGUUAGGAUUCCUCUGUGGAAAAGAAGCAGUGGGACUGAACGCUGGUGGAAUAUGAGACUUUCCUUUGUAUCUCGGAUAAGUGAAAUUUUCCCAAGAAAGUGGAAUACUGUCUUGGGAUUGGUUUUCAUAUCACUAAUACAUAUUCAUCUGCACAGAUACACAGGUGUGCUUCGGCCUGCCCACCUUCUUCAUAUGGACAUUUCUCCAACAUAUUUGGGAUUUUUUUCAAUCUCAUGGUUAUUGCAACAUUAUCAGAGUCUGAUGUUACUGGAGCAAAGGGCAUGAAUUUAUAAAGCAUAAAUCUAUGUAUUGCUAAAUAAUUAAGCAACGUAUGUGGGGAAAAUUAGUAUGUUGAUUGGCUUCCACUAGCUGCAGCAUGCACUGUUAAUGCUACCUGACGCCACGCAGGUGUGGGACUUACUUGCAGUACUGUGUGUGUAUCCCACGCAGCCUCAGAUUGACUUCAAAGUCUGACAACAUGAACUAUUUAAAUGAUGCCAAAUGUUGUAUUGACAGAGCAUAGUUUGAAAUUGCAUAAAUUCCAAUUUGCAGUGUUUUUCUUGGAGUUACUGUUGGGAUACCCAGAGGACCUGAAAUGUAAUGAAGUUGGAUUACACCUUGACUCUGCAAAAGCUCAUCCUGAAUAUUUUGGGGGGGCUUUAUAAAACUCCUCUGAAGGGAUAGAAGGCUUCAAACAAAGGAGUGCACAGGAUCAGUAGUGCCACUCAUGGAAAGAAAACAGACUUUUAUGUGUGAGCUCGGCAGACUGCCUCUUUAAUGUGUAUUGUUAUUAUCUUUAUGACGAAUGCUGACUUGAGGUCAAAGUUCACCUUUCUUGGACAAACUGUUACAACAAGAUCAACAGAGUCAACAGUGCUUUGGGGUUUUUUGCUCCUCAUUUUCACAAAGCUGGCAUUGUUCACUGACUGUAUUAUCAUCACAUAGUUUAUGCUGCGUUUUCACUCAGCACCAAGCAUGAAAGUCUUUUCUACGUGAAUGUCCUGCACAGUAUGGCUGUACAGUACUGUAAACAGGAGUGAAACAGCACCUGAGCAGAGGCCAUAUUUUACAUAUGAGCUUUUUUGUCAUUUUUGAUCAAAUAAAUCUAGUUUGACGAACGCAAA
Molecule: messenger RNA, 3936 nt
Organism: Maylandia zebra (zebra mbuna)
Lineage: Eukaryota; Metazoa; Chordata; Actinopteri; Cichliformes; Cichlidae
Source: RefSeq, a predicted model, not a curated record